AUGGCGCAACUGGAUACACUCGACCUGGUCGUCUUGGUGGCUCUCUUGGUGGGUAGCAUCGCCUACUUCACCAAGGGAAGCUACUGGGCCGUCCCCAAAGACCCGUAUGCCUCUUCGGCCGCCACCCUCAAUGGAGCCGCGAAGACCGGCAAAACCCGUGACAUCGUGGAGAAGAUGGAGGAGACAAACAAGAACUGUGUGAUCUUUUAUGGCUCCCAGACUGGUACCGCUGAGGAUUACGCCUCGCGAUUGGCUAAGGAAGGCUCUCAACGUUUCGGUCUCAAGACUAUGGUGGCCGACAUUGAGGACUAUGACUACGAGAACCUGGACAAAUUCCCCGAGGACAAGGUCGCAUUCUUCGUGCUGGCCACCUAUGGUGAGGGCGAGCCUACUGAUAACGCGGUUGAAUUCUACCAAUUCUUCACCGGUGAAGAUGUGGCCUUUGAGAGCGGCGCCUCCGCCGAUGACCAGCCUCUGUCCGCCAUGAAGUACGUCGCAUUCGGUCUGGGUAACAACACUUAUGAGCACUACAACGCCAUGGUUCGUCAGGUCGAUACUGCCCUGACCAAACUCGGUGCGAAGCGCAUUGGAACUGCUGGGGAGGGCGACGAUGGCGCCGGAACCAUGGAGGAGGAUUUCCUGGCAUGGAAGGAGCCCAUGUGGGCCGCGCUCUCGGAUGCCAUGGACCUCCAGGAACGUGAAGCUGUCUACGAACCCGUCUUCUGCGUCACCGAGGAUGAUGAGAAAACCCCCGAGGAUGAGUCUGUCUAUCUGGGUGAGCCUACUGCUGCCCAUCGUGAGGGUCGCGCCAAGGGUCCCUUCUCCGCCCACAACCCGUACAUUGCCCCCAUUGUCGAAUCCUCCGAAUUGUUCACUGUCAAGGACCGUAACUGCAUCCAUAUGGAAAUUAGCAUUGCUGGUAGCAAUCUCACCUACCAGACCGGUGACCACAUCGCUAUCUGGCCCACCAACGCUGGUGCCGAGGUCGAUCGCUUCCUUCAAGUCUUUGGUAUUGAGGAUAAGCGCGACUUGGUGAUCAACGUCAAGGGUAUUGAUGUCACGGCCAAGGUUCCCAUUCCCACUCCUACCACCUACGAUGCUGCUGUCCGUUACUACAUGGAAGUCUGCGCUCCCGUUUCUCGUCAAUUCGUUUCCACCCUCGCCGCUUUCGCUCCUGAUGAGGAGACCAAGGCCGAGAUCGUCCGUCUGGGUAACGACAAGGAUUAUUUCCACGAGAAGAUCACCAACCAGCGCUUCAACAUUGCCCAGGCCCUCCAAAGCAUCACUCCCAAGGCUUUCACUGCUGUUCCUUUCUCGCUGCUUAUUGAGGGUCUCAACAAGCUUCAGCCCCGCUACUACUCGAUCUCUUCCUCGUCCCUGGUUCAAAAAGACAAGAUCAGCAUCACUGCUGUUGUCGAGUCUGUUCGUCUGCCCGGUGCCUCGCACAUGGUCAAGGGUGUCACCACCAACUACCUCCUGGCUCUUAAGCAGAAGCAGAACGGUGACCCGUCCCCCGAUCCCCACGGCUUGACUUACUCGAUCACCGGUCCCCGCAACAAGUACGAUGGUAUUCAUGUGCCUGUCCAUGUUCGUCACUCCAACUUCAAGCUGCCUUCCGACCCGUCCAAGCCUAUUAUCAUGGUUGGCCCCGGCACUGGUGUCGCGCCUUUCCGUGGUUUCAUCCAGGAACGUGCUGCUCUUGCUGCCAAGGGAGAGAAGGUUGGCACCACUUUGUUGUUCUUCGGAUGCCGUAGGAGCGACGAGGACUAUCUCUACCAGGAUGAAUUCAAGACUUACCAAGCUCAAAUGGGCGACUCCCUGAAGAUUAUUACUGCCUUCUCCCGCGAAGGAUCCGAGAAAGUCUACGUUCAGCACCGUUUGAAGGAGAAUGCCGAGCUUGUCAGUGAGCUACUGAAGCAAAAGGCCAACUUCUACGUCUGCGGUGAUGCUGCCAACAUGGCCCGCGAGGUCAACCUGGUGCUCGGCCACAUCAUUGCUCAGCAACGCGGCAUGCCCGCUGAGAAGGGCGAGGAGAUGGUUAAGCACAUGCGUAGCAGCGGCAGCUACCAGGAGGACGUCUGGUCGUGA
This is a messenger RNA of Penicillium paradoxum, 2088 nucleotides long. It is a transcript of the gene cprA, whose product is annotated as NADPH--hemoprotein reductase cprA. The transcript is spliced from 2 exons. Gene Ontology annotation, cellular component: cytosol. The record is from RefSeq and is a predicted model, not a curated record. Gene Ontology annotation, molecular function: flavin adenine dinucleotide binding; NADPH-hemoprotein reductase activity; FMN binding. Lineage: Eukaryota; Fungi; Ascomycota; Eurotiomycetes; Eurotiales; Aspergillaceae. The coding region runs from base 1 to 2088 and encodes 695 amino acids.